UUUUUUUUUCUAUAGUUGAUCAUUCAUACAUUUAAGAAAAUGACCGAUAAAGUCAUCGAUCCCAGUAGUCUUUCUAAUCUCUCUGAGAUCCUUACUCAACAUGUUCAUUUUAACUGGACCAUUUCAUUUACUGAAAAGAAAAUCAGCGGUCAUGUCCUUUUAGACUUGAUCACUUUAGUUCCUAACGUGACUAAAGUUGUUUUGGAUACAAGCUAUCUUGACUUGAAAGGUGUUUCUAUGAAUGGUCAACAACUUGAAUAUUCUGUCGCGGAACGUCAUCUUAGUCUUGGUUCUGCUUUAACCAUUACACUUCCCGAAGCAUUAACUGAUAUUGGUACUAAAUUCCAAAUCAGAGUCGAUUAUUCUACUACUGAUAAAUGUACCGCUGUUCAAUAUUUGGAACCAGAACAAACUGUUGGAAAGAAGCAUCCUUAUUUGUUCUCUCAAUGUCAAGCUAUUCAUGCUCGUGCUUUCGCUCCCCUUCAAGAUUCACCUUCUGUUAAAUUAACUUACUCAGCUUCUGUCAAGUCACCUUUGCCUGUUGUUAUGUCAGCUCUUUUAGAAUCUUCUGAGGAGAAUGAUGAUGGUACAAAGACAUAUCAUUUUAAACAAAACACUACCAUUCCCUCUUAUUUGAUUGCCAUUGCUGCUGGUAACUUGGCUGGUCGUGAAAUUGGUCCUCGUUCUACUGUAUGGUGUGAACCUGAAGUAGUUGAUCAAGCUGCUUGGGAAUUUGAGGAUACAGAAAAGUUUAUUGCAACUGGUGAAAGUCUUUUAACUCCUUAUGAAUGGGGACGUUAUGAUCUUUUGGUAUUGCCUCCUUCUUUCCCUUAUGGUGGUAUGGAGAAUCCCUGUUUAACUUUUGUUACACCUACACUUUUAGCUGGUGAUAGAAGUGCAGUUGAUGUUGUUGCACAUGAAAUUGCUCAUAGCUGGAUGGGUAAUUUGGUCACUACAGCUAAUUGGGAACACUUUUGGUUAAAUGAAGGUUGGACUGUCUUUAUUGAGCGUAAAAUUGCUUCACGUCUUCAUGGUGAACCUGAAAGACAAUUCAGUUCUAUUAUUGGUUGGAAAGCAUUGAAGGAGAGUGUUGAACUCUUUGGACAAGAUUCUCCUGCUACUGUAUUAAAGCCUGAUUUGAGCAGUGGUAUUGAUCCUGAUGAUUAUUUCAGUUCUAUUCCUUAUGAAAAGGGUUUCAAUUUGCUUUAUCAUAUUGAAAAGGUUGUUGGUGGACCUGCUAUCUUUGAACCUUAUAUGAAAGCUCACGUUGAACGUUUUGCUUCCAAAUCUAUCACAACAGAAGAAUGGUUAGCCCAUCUUCAUGAAUAUAUGGAAACUCAUCAUGGUAAAGAAGUUGUUGAAAAGUUAAAGACAAUUGAUUUUGAUCUUUGGAUUAAUGGUACUGGUAUGCCACCUGUGGAUCCCAACUUUGAUACUAGUCUUGCUGAUGCUUGUUAUAACCUUGCCUCUCGCUGGGAUCAAGCUCGUAAUUCAGAUGAUCUUUCUCAAUUCUCUCCAAAAGACAUUGAAAACUUUACUUCUACACAAAAGAUUGUUUUCUUGGAACGUUUAACUGACUGUGAGCCUUUGCCUCAUAACUUACUUGCCAAGAUGGAUGAACUUUAUGAAAUGACACCUAUUCGUAAUGCUGAUAUUCGUUUCCGUUGGCAACAACUUUGUGUUAUGGCAAGCUAUGAAAAGAUUUACCCUAGUGUUGUUGAAUUCAUUACAGAACAAGGUCGUAUGAAGUUUGUUCCAAAGAAUGGUGCUGAAUUAGCCCAAGAAACUUUCUUAAAGCAUAAGCAUUUCUAUCAUCCUAUUGCUGCACAACUUAUUGCAAAGGAUAUUAAUUUGAAACAAUAA
Molecule: messenger RNA, 1863 nt
Organism: Cokeromyces recurvatus
Lineage: Eukaryota; Fungi; Mucoromycota; Mucoromycetes; Mucorales; Mucoraceae
Product: peptidase family M1-domain-containing protein
Exons: 11
Coding region: 40-1863 (607 amino acids)
Biological process (GO): proteolysis
Cellular component (GO): cytosol
Molecular function (GO): epoxide hydrolase activity; aminopeptidase activity; zinc ion binding
Source: RefSeq, a predicted model, not a curated record